AUCAAGCAAACAUUCCAAAACUCACAUAAUAAUCUCUUCCACAUCUUUCCAAAAAAAUGGAAAUUAAAUUCCAAGUUAUCCUAAUCGUCUUCUCCCUCCUUCUUGCACUGGCAUUACCAUUGACAUUCGCGUAUGCUCAUGUCCCGGCCAAGCCAAUGGAGACUACUGUAAACAUGGUGAUCGAGGGUAUGGUUUAUUGCCAAAGUUGCGAUAACUACGGAUCAUGGUCAUUAUCAAAAGCCAAGCCAAUUGCAGAAGCUAAAAUUAGUGUCAUAUGCAAAAACUACAAGAAAAGAGUAAACUUUUACAAGGCAUUUGAAACAAAUGAAUAUGGUUAUUUCUAUGCAGAGUUACAAGGUUUUGAAAUGGGACAUUCUUAUUUAGACCAUCCUUUACAUUCAUGUCGUGUGAAAUUGGUCUCUUCUCCUUUAGAAACAUGCAAUGUUUUUAGUAACAUUAACAAUGGACUCAAUGGUGCAAAACUCAGAUUUGAAGACAAGACAAUUGACAGAAGUGAUUACAAAGCUGUAAUUUAUACUGCUGGUCCUUUGGCUUUUCGACCAACUUAUUGCCCACCUAAAUAAUCUUAACUUAUAAUUUGACUUCAACCACAAAAUUUUGUGCUUUGAUCUUAUUACAAAAGUCCAAUGUCUUUUACAAGAGUUUGUACUAUGAUUUUUGUCCUUUGUACCGAACAACCUAAACUGUAAGAUAUUGUUGUCCUGUGUACCAAACAACCUAAAUUGUAUGAUAUUCUUGCUUUUUGUUAUAUUUUUUUCUUCAUAAUUAAUUACUGAAAUGUUUCUCCA
Messenger RNA from Nicotiana attenuata, 809 nucleotides. Its product is annotated as non-classical arabinogalactan protein 30-like. The record is from RefSeq and is a predicted model, not a curated record. Bases 57 to 584 code for a protein of 175 amino acids. NCBI's taxonomy places the organism in Eukaryota, Viridiplantae, Streptophyta, Magnoliopsida, Solanales, Solanaceae. The transcript has a single exon.